GGUCUCGCGUGACGCCCACUGUAUCACGCCGCAGAUUGUCUUGCCGUACGAGUACUUGCACUGGAGUAGAUAUCAUAUGUGGCUUAGUGGGAAAUGGUCCAAGUUACAGUGUGAAUAAGGUGCAACAGGUGGCAGGUGGUAGGUCCACUCUACCGUACCGGUACUGUACGGUACUUGGCGAUGAGCAACUUCGCCCCUCACUCUCCUCUACACCCCCUGUCGUACCUGCUCGAGUAGUUAUCAGUCCCUCAUCACGAAAAUAGCCAGGCACAGAGCUCACCGGGGAUAUUAACCAUCACCCGCCUCAAACCGCACCGCAUCCCUUCCUACUCGAGGCUCACCUCGCAUGCUGUACUGGGGAAUGGACACACCCCAACCGCACCGCAAAGUCUACUGGUACAAGCACUGCCCGCAUUCAGUAACAACUAUCACAAUUUACCUCACGCCCACCGCUCGGGUCGACUCACACUCUCUGCAUCUUUCCCCUCGGUGAUCAUCCUCCAAUCACAGACUCGUGCCGGGCUGUAAGAAAGUUUGUGCGCAAUCUCCAUACGUCAACUCAAAGCUCUUACUACUCCUCUGUCCUCACUCCUUCAGCUACGAACUGCAGCCGGUCACCCCCUCCACUUCACUCUCCUCCAUUCCACCCACCCCCAAACAGCUCAACCCAUCCCUUCGUGACGAAUAGAAUCGAUCCCCCGUAUAUCCGCUCACCCAUCUAUUCUUCCACCUACCCUUGACACGGAAAAGAAAAAAGAAAAAAAAAGAUUAAACCGUCCUCCGGAAAGGGCAAUAUUGAAAGGCAAUAUUUAUCCCUCCUCUGGGGUGUUUUUUUAAUUUUUUUUAUUUAACCCUAUCAUGAGCCUCUCCAACUUUGAUUUACAGCGAUUGCUCCAAAAACUCCUCUGGGACCCUGAACCAAAGAAUACAGAUCCGAUGAACUCUAUAUGGUGUUUGGGCCAAGAAUACCCUAGCGCUGGGCUUCCCCCAUCGUCACCUCCGCCUCCCCCUUCCACCGAGAACAGUAUAACUGGGGGCCACGGCAGCUACAGGGAACCCGAGGGGGGUAACAAAGGUCAAGAGGAGGAUGGGGACACGGGGUGGCCGAAAGCUUUCUUGGACGAUUUCGAGUCGACUCUGUGGAUGACGUAUCGUAACAAUUUCAAACCCAUCCCCCGUGUGGCGGAUUAUAACGAUAGGCUUACACUCCUGACGAGUAUACGGAGCCACCUUGAUAAAGCGGAGGGGUUUACAAGUGAUUCUGGAUGGGGUUGUAUGAUACGGUCCGGGCAAGCAGUGAUUGCUAAUGCCCUGGCUCGUUUACGUUUGGGCAGAGGUAUGGGAAAACCCACUUGACUCCUACCCAAGGAUCACAGAGCUUACGGUUGCUGCAGGAUGGCGAAGGGGGAUGAGACCCGAAGAGGAGAAACGGUUAUUGGCUUUGUUUGCGGAUGAUCCGAGAGCUCCGUUCUCGAUUCAUAAAUUCGUUCGGCAUGGAGAAGUAGAAUGCGGGAAGAAUCCGGGGGAGUGGUUUGGCCCUAGUGCUGCCGCAAUGUGCAUCCAGUGAGUUACAAGCUUUUCCUAACACUCCCAUCACAAUGCUAAUGACUCGUAUACAGGGCUCUCACUCAUGCGUACGAUCCGGCCGGCCUGCGGGUUUACCAAACAAAUUCAAAUGAUCUCUAUGAGGAAGACUUCCGGAAGGUCGCUAUUGUGAAUGGAGUGUUCAAGCCGACACUGGUUCUUGCUGGCGUCCGAUUAGGGAUAGAAAGAAUUACAAAUAUCUACUACGAACCAUUAGCAGCAUGCUUACGAAUGCCACAGACCGUCGGAAUCGCCGGGUAUGUUUUUUCAAACAUUCUCCAUGCAGUAAAGCAAGCUAACUCAUAAUACAGUGGACGCCCUUCAUCAUCGCAUUACUUCAUUGCAGUCCAAGGGGAAUACUUCUUCUACUUAGACCCUCACACCUGCAGACCAAUCCUGUCCUUUAAAGAGAACCCGCAGGAUUACACAGGGGAAGAGGUUGGCACAUGCCAUACGAGGCGCAUUAGGAGACUACAUAUCCGAGAAAUGGACCCGAGUAUGUUAAUAGCGUUCUUGAUCAAGGAUGAAGCGGACUGGAGGGAUUGGCGAAGGCGAAUUAGUAAAGUAGAUAUUCCCUUCCCUAGAACUACAGUUUCAACUCACAAUUUGAUAGCCGGAAAAGAAGGUCAUUCAUGUUAGCGAUAGUGAGCCAUCCGGAAGCUGGGCUCCCAGAGAGGCAGCUAUCGAUGAGGUGGAGGCCUUCGAAGACGAUGAUUUUUAAGACGUUUGUGUACCGAUUCAGGCAUGAAGGACCGAAUAAAUAGCAUAACAUUCCCGAUAUUUCGAGACCUACCGUAUUAAGUUAGUUGGCGAAAGAGAAGGAUUACGAACGGAGAAUGGUGACCCUUUGCUUUUUUAUUUUUUUUCAUUUCUUUUCCCCCCUCUCUUCUAUGCGUCUUCAUUGUAGGGUGCGAGUAGACUCUGUGCUUUAAUCUCUUUCUUUCUAUUCAUAUUAGGUUUCGCUUUCUCAUUUGGUCUUUGGCUUAUACGGGUGGGGGUUGAUUUAAUUUCUUGGUGCCAUUAAAUGGUUGCAGUAUGAUACGGUAUCAUGCUGGUGUGGAUGCCAGUCAGCUUACGAUAUCGUCUGGACUACCGCAGCGAUGGAAUUGUGCGGUUCAAGAUACCAGGCCGGCGCAGUAUGAUAAAAUGCAUACCGGUAUUAGUAUAUAACUUACGGCUAAGGUUGAAUUUACUGAAGGAAUCUUGAUAGAAACCUAACAAAUGUUUGCAAUAAAGUGUCUUCUACUCGAAUACAGGUAUGAUAUAGCACUGUGUCCCUUACAACUCGCAGCAUAUCGCAACGAUACGGUACGCCACCUUUCUAUCCAGGAACGAACGUUUCCGAGCCGUAAUUCGCCGAGUAACCCAUAUCAUUACAGUGUGCGUAUGUAAUGGCCGUCAGGCUAGGGGGUCCACGAUUGGUAUCAUAGGCACAGGAUCGGGAUACUAAUGAGCGCGAUACUAUACGGACAGAUUCUGCGAACAGGUUUUGGGUUAUCAUAUU
Tuber aestivum (summer truffle) is the source of this 3088-nucleotide messenger RNA. The record is from the annotation of a GenBank genome assembly. NCBI's taxonomy places the organism in Eukaryota, Fungi, Ascomycota, Pezizomycetes, Pezizales, Tuberaceae.